Molecule: messenger RNA, 3186 nt
Organism: Prionailurus viverrinus (fishing cat)
Lineage: Eukaryota; Metazoa; Chordata; Mammalia; Carnivora; Felidae
Product: zinc finger protein OZF-like
Biological process (GO): regulation of DNA-templated transcription
Cellular component (GO): nucleus
Source: RefSeq, a predicted model, not a curated record
CUUGGAGCCUGCUUCCAAUUCUGUGUCUUCCUCUCUCUCUGCCCCUCCCCUGCUCAUGCUCUGUCUCUCUUUCUCUCAAAAAUUAAUAAACAUUUUUUAAAAAAGGGAUUUACUUUGUAUAUAAGGAGGAAGCACAUAAACUUUUUGAGUAAAUAUUUCCCAGGCAUUAAGUGUGAAGAAGUGUCCUCAAACAUCGAUGGGUCUUCCUCUCCUGUCCUUCUCCAGAGUAUGGACCCAGUGAAUGGUCAUCUUCCUAAGGAAAUGUAGGAGAUAUAAAAGGCAUAGCUAGAAAACUUAAAAAAAAUAUCUUCUUAUUUGCAAAGAGUAAUGCUCACCUAAGGGUCAUUGUGCAGAUCAUUGUGUUAACACAUAUGAAGUGUUUAGAGCAAUACAUAGUAAGUGCUUUCUGUUUGCUUUUGUAUCAUGAGUUAAUAUGUAGCACGGUCAAUUUCUAAAAGGUAAUUCUGAGCAUAACAUACUUUUGUAUAUGAAAAACACUGCAGGCGCACCUGGCUGGCUCGGUUGGAAGAGCAUGUGACUCUUGAUCUUGGGGCAUGAGUUCAAGCCCUGCAUUUGGUGUAGAGAUUACAUACAUAAACUAACUUUAAAAAAAAAGAAAAAAGAAAAACACUAUAGUGUCUACCAAGUGUCUAUAGGAAAUAUAAACACUUGCUCCAAGGUCUGUUGCUGCCUGUGCCCAGGGCAUCUGUUCUCUUUGGCCUCUUUUGUCUCGCUGAACUUUUUGCAGUUUCUUGAAGCCAGUAUGGUACUUAACACUUUUUUUUUUUUAACUUUAUUUAUUUUGAGAGAAAAAGAAAGAGCACAAGCAGGAGAGGGGGAGAGAGAGGAUCCCAAGCAGGCUCAGCGCUGUUCGCACAAAGCCCAACCUGGGGCUUGAACCCACGAACCGUGAGAUUGUGACCUGAGCUGAAAUCAAGAGUCAGCUGUUCCACUGACCGAGCCACCCAGGCUCCCCAGGAUUUUACACUUUGAACUCGUCCUCCCUUUGGAAGACCCGUGGCUCCCACCUCUUCUAGCUCCUACUGUGGGACACACCACUGAACAUACCGGAUGUAGCUCUAGCUUGACCACUUCUUCGGGACUGUUAUUUCUCCACCUACUUGUGCCCAUGUUUUGACUUGAGUAUACUUCUGUCGUAACCCUUAAACCAUAAUGUCUUCCCAUAUGUCACCUCUGUCAAGGAGUGUACUUGCCACUCUGCACUAUCAGAAGCUACAUGAAGGCUGGAUUAUGCUUUAUUUCCUUUUUUAGUGCAUAUGUAUUCCUAUUACAGCUCCGCGCUGUCAGCACAGAGCCGACUCGGGGCUUGAUCUCACAAACCGUGAGAUCAUGACCCGAGCUGAGCUCAAGAGUCGGACACUUAACCAACUGAGCCUCCCAGGCGCCUCAACAUUAAACACUCCUAAGGGCUUAGUGUCAUUCAGUGAUGUGGCUGUGGAUUUCACCUGCGAAGAAUGGGAGCUACUAGAUACUGUUCAGAAGAACCUCUACCGGGAUGUGAUGUUGGAAAAUUACAGCAACCUAAUGUCAUUGGGUUAUCACGCUCCCUGGCCAGAAGCAACGGUUCCUGUGGAGAAAGGAGCGCAAGGACUGGUAGAGAGAGAAUUCCCAAGUUCAUGUAGUCCAGAAAGACCCCUUCAGUGUUUCUCAAGAGGAAUACGUUUGAAACAAUAUUCAGAUUCAAAACUUCAGAAUAAAAAUUCUGCAGAAAUGAAUUCCAAUGAAUUAAGUGGCCAUGGGAAAUCAUUUUUCCAUACUCUACAUGAAACCUGCCAUACCUCAGCCCAGUACAGUGAACAUAAUUUCUGUGUGAAGACUUUCAGCACGGUGAAAAAUCUCAAAAGACAUCACAGAAUUCACACAGAAGGAAAACCUUAUGAAUGCAGUGAAUGUCCCAAAUCCUUCAGGUAUAAGUCAAAGCUCAUAAUACACCAGAGAACUCAUACAGGAGAGAAGCCGUACAGAUGCCCUGAAUGUCAGAAAGCUUUCAGUACAAAAUGUCAUCUUACUCUGCACCAGAGAACUCAUACAGGAGAGAAACCGUAUGGAUGUUUUGAGUGUCCAAAGUCUUUCAGAACAAAGUAUCAUCUCAUUUUACACCACAGGACUCACACAGGAGAGAAACCCUAUGAAUGCAAAGAGUGUGGCAAAGCCUACAGAGAGAAGACAAAGCUCAGGUUGCAUUACCGCACACACACAGGAGAGAAACCUUUUGAGUGUAGUGACUGUGGGAAAGGUUUCAUGCAGAAGUCAAACCUACUUAUCCAUCAAAGAACUCAUACAGGAGACAGACCCUAUGCAUGUAAAGAAUGUGAAAAGACCUUCUGCAGUAAGUCUCAGCUUGUUGUUCACCAGCGAACUCACACACGAGAACAAUCAUACGAGUGCAAGGAAUGUGGGAAAGCCUUCAGUAAAAACUCACAUCUCCUGACACAUCAGAGAAUUCAUAUAGGAGAGAAGCCUUAUGAAUGCAAUGAGUGUGGAAAAGCUUUCGUACACACAUCACAGCUCAUUGUACAUCAGAGAAAUCAUACAGGAAGAAAACCUUAUGAGUGUAAGGAAUGUGGGAAAGCCUUCAGUAAAAAGUCACACUUCAUAACACAUCAGAGAAUCCAUACGGGAGAGAAGCCUUAUGAAUGCAGUGAAUGUGGAAAAGCAUUUAUAGACAACUCCCAGCUUAUCGUUCAUCGAAGAACUCACACAGGAGAAAAACCUUAUGAGUGCAAGGAAUGUGGGAAAGCCUUUAAUAAAAAGUCAUCCCUCAUAACACAUCAGAGAAUUCAUACAGGAGAGAAGCCUUAUGAAUGCAGUGAGUGUGGAAAAGCCUUCAUAGACAAGUCACAUCUCAUUGUCCAUCAGCGAACUCAUACGGGAGAGAACCCUAUGAAUGCGGUGAGUGUGGAAAAGCUUUCAUACGAAAGGCAAUGCUCAUUGUCCAUCACAGAACGCAUACAGGAGAGAAACCCUUUGUAUGUGUCGAAUGCCAGAAAGCCUUUAGUAGUAUGGCAAUGCUCAGUAGACAUCAGUUGAUUCACACAGGAGAGAAACCCCAUGGAUGCAAUGAAUGUGGAAAAGCUUUCCGCCAAAAAAGCCAUCUUAUUAUCCAUCAACGGUGCCAUACUGGAGAGAAACCCUAUGGGUGUGUUCCAUGUGGUCAGAUCUUCA